Messenger RNA from Selaginella moellendorffii, 1270 nucleotides. RefSeq names its product ALA-interacting subunit 1. The record is from RefSeq and is a predicted model, not a curated record. Gene Ontology annotation, cellular component: endoplasmic reticulum; Golgi apparatus; plasma membrane. Lineage: Eukaryota; Viridiplantae; Streptophyta; Lycopodiopsida; Selaginellales; Selaginellaceae. Bases 68 to 1144 code for a protein of 358 amino acids. The transcript is spliced from 7 exons.
UCGCAGCGCGUUGUGGGAGCUGCGAUUCCAUUCCACUCCGGCUGCUGAUAGAUUCGAGGCGCACGCGAUGAGCAACGAUGCGGCCAGCAGCUCCGCCGGCGCCUCCGCCAAGCCAUCACGCAAGCCGAAAUAUUCUAAGUUUACACAGCAAGAGCUUCCCGCUUGCAAGCCUCUUUUGACCCCUGGCUGGGUAAUCGCUAUUUUGAUGCUCGUCGGCGCCAUUUUUAUUCCCAUUGGAGCCAUUGCGUUGCUUGCGUCCAACAGCGUCGUGGAGAUCGUCGAGCAGUACGAAACCUCUUGUCUUCCGGCUAAUAUCACAACUAAGGAGGCAAGGAUACGAUAUAUCCAGGACGAUACUAUUAAUAAAUCCUGCCCGGUGACACUCACCGUUCCAAAGAAGAUGAACAACCCCGUCUAUGUGUACUAUCAGCUCGAUCACUACUAUCAAAACCACCGAAGGUAUGUGAAGAGUAGAAGUGACAAGCAGCUCUUGGAUGGAGCCAGCACCUCCAACAGCGAUCUGGAUAGCUGCAAGCCGCUAAAGCAGUUCAACAACACGCCUAUCAUCCCGUGCGGCCUCAUCGCGUGGAGUCUUUUCAACGACACUUACGAAUUCCGCCGCCAGAACAGUGCGCCAAUCCCCGUCAACAAGCGCGGCAUCUCCUGGAAGAGUGACCGCGAUCACAAGUUUGGGAGCACGGUAUUUCCCUCGAACUUUCCCAACAAUCUAAACAGGAACGAGAGCAACAGCGCGUUCAUCGGAGGAGCUGGACUAAACGUUUCACAGCCAUUAAGCGAGGCCGAGGACUUGAUCGUGUGGAUGAGAUCCGCGGCGUUACCAACGUUUCGAAAGCUGUGGGGAAAAAUCGAGACAGAUCUCCAGGCCGGAGAGAUUAUAAGCGUAAACAUCGCGAACGUUUACAACACUUACGAGUUUGGCGGCAAGAAGAAGCUCGUCCUCUCUACGACAAGCUGGCUCGGUGGCAAGAACAACUUCUUGGGGAUUGCUUAUCUCACAGUCGGUGUUCUCUGCAUCUUUCUCGCGAUCGUCUUCUUCCUCAUUCACUACAAGACUCCCAGGCCUCUUGGAGAUACCUCCUACUUGUCCUGGAACAGGAAAGGUAAUGUUAAUGGCCUGUCAUAGAGAACGAGCUUUUUGUUUCUUUGGAAUGCCUUAUUAUAUCUUCCAUGCACUGUCCAUACUGUAAAUCGACCUUGUAUUGAAGAGAAACAAAGAAUGGUUAUCGCAAAAUAAGCGAAGUUCUGAGAA